Messenger RNA from Plutella xylostella (diamondback moth), 2027 nucleotides. RefSeq names its product coiled-coil domain-containing protein 63. NCBI's taxonomy places the organism in Eukaryota, Metazoa, Arthropoda, Insecta, Lepidoptera, Plutellidae. The record is from RefSeq and is a predicted model, not a curated record.
AUAGUGUAGUCUAGUUGGCCAAGACUUAGCAAUAAUUCACGAAACAUUAAAAUUUCAUUUUACUUACCUAUUAUUUAAAAUAAGUAGUAUUUUACACAAACUUUUCAGAAAUAUUAUCGUACAGAUGGUUUCGACUACACCAAUGACUCCUACUGCGAAUGAUAUGGAAGUACUUAGGAAGAAAGAGGAUGAGCACCUCAGGUUACAGAGACAAUUUCGCAUAAUACAAGCAGAUAGAGCGAAUAGGACGCUGGGAGUGCACCCGACGCUGCGACGAAACGACCGUCUCCUGCGAAGGCUGAAGAAAGAAUACAUACAUCUGCUUACCGACUUGAAGAUAGCCAAAUCCGGAGCUAACAGAAAGAACGAUAAUAAAAUGAAGAAAAACUUGCUCAACUCACUACUUCUCAGAGAAAAGACCGUCAGUGAUAGUCGAGGGGGAGUAAACUUAAUAGACGAAUUAGAGGGUCUUCUGCUGACUAAUAACAAUAACAUGCUGCAACUACGCAAAGCUGUCACUGUGUCCACCGGAGAGUUGGAAGACCGUCGCAGACUGAGCGAGAAGCGGCUGGCGGCCACCGAGAACGUUCUCGAAUCUGCCACGAGAAGGUACAACAGCAUACAGCUGCAGAACCAGAAGAUCAGGGACCAGAUCGAGCACAUGCUGAAAGACAGAGCCCUCUUCACCGCAUCCUGGUCGAAGAUGCUCUCAGCCCUGGGCCAGGGCAAGAAGUUCCUCACCGACCUGCUGGAGUCGUCCAGCGUAGCGUACGAUCAGCGCGACGAGUGGGUUACCAAGCUGCGGUCUGUACAGGAGAAGGGGAGGAUGGACCAGGGGAUACAUAUUCAGGAAAUGCGAGACCUACAGAAGCUUUUAGACGGUGAGACAAAGAUAUACCAUUUCUUAGCCAAGAAAGGAGUUAUGAGAGUCAACAAGAAAGUGGAGCAGAGAGAAAUAUUACAGAAGGAGAAAGAAGAAGAAGCCGUUAAGAAGGAAAUUGAUCACCUGGAGAAGAUUCUUGAAGAUGUUUACAGCUACACUGGAGAGUAUGAUGUAGAGACCAUAGUGCAAUCAUUCAAGAAACAGGAGCAGAAAAACUUUUCGGUCUACAAACUGCUUACAGACGUCUGCGCCGAGUGUGUGGUUCUGGCGCGAAACCUGAAGGCUUUGAAAACAGAUGUUGGAGACAGGCGCGACCAAAACAAAAUGAUGGAGGCAAAAAGAAAAUCCAAAAUUGCGGAGUUGAAGAAUGAAUUAGAGAAACAAAUGCAAGUCACUCAGGAUUUGAGAGCCAAGAACGAAAUGCAGGGCACAGUCAUUGCAGACACUGUUGAGAAAAUUUACACCAUUUUCAACCAGCUGAAAUGCCCGCCCGCCCCGCAGCAGCCGCUCGGGGCCCUCCCGCGCUGGCGCUGGGCGCACGCGGUGGAACUCAUCACCGCCAGGAUCCAGGAGAUGGUGGAAGAUGUGCACUUUUAUGAGCGCUCGACAUCCGCAAAGGAGCGCCAGCACAGGCUGCCCGCGGAGCCCCUACUCCAGCUCAGGGAGCCCCUACUCCAGCUGAGGAAGUGCGCCGUGCACGUGCACCCGCCGCGGCCGUGGACCGCGAUGCCGCUGCGGCUGUAUGCGCCCGCUGACCCCUGCCCUGUCUGCAUCGAAGAGCGCUGGAUCUCGCGCGUGACUGAAGCGCUAGAGACGCCGUUCAACAGGCAGCAAGCGCUGGCAGCGCUGCACUCACUGCAGCAGGAGGCCGCGUACUUGAGGACAGACCGGGUGCACGCACUGGCUGACUGCAAACAGCCAAGGUCCCGGGCCGUGCUUGGGAGACGAUAUGUGUAAAAUGGCGGCAAGAUCCUAACCUAACUUUUGUGUGCGCCUUUCUCAUUUAUUCCAUAAAUUCUUUAAUUUUGCCGCCCGGAAGAGAUCGCUUUUAGCGAUAAGGCCGCCUAUUGAGCUGACUGUUGCUUUAUAAUGUGAUAUUUUGUGUGUGUGUUUUUUUUUCAAUAAAGCAAUCAAUUGUAUUGUA